AUGAAUCAUAUUCAAGGCAUGGAGUGGCAAGGACGCACGGACAGUGUCUCUGACCGUCCAACUGGCGAUCAGAAGACGAAGAGCACGCAGGGCGCUACACAGCGGAGAAGACCGAGCAGCAGGGAGGGCGACUUGUUGAAGCUAGUGGAGCCACUCGUGGACGUUGUUCAACAGCAAGAGCAGCCUGAUCAACUGCGAGGAGCUGGAUGGACGACAAUGAAGACGGGCAAAGCGUAUUGCAAAUUGUGUUUACACGUCCGGGCACCUAUCCAAGGCAUGUCGGAUAAAGAAAUUUCCGGCACCUCCCGCCAGGUACAUUGGUGUGCGGAGCAGGAUGAUUCCGAUGAUGAGGAUAAUCAAGAAGUUACGAUUAGCAAUGUGCAAGCAGCGAGAUGCCGGAAUCAUGUACAAACUUCCUCGCAAAGUAACGGUAAUGAUUCAGGGCGAAAGGAAAAGUUCGAGAAACCUCUGAGUAAUAGUAAUAGAGGUAGUAUAAGAACACGUAUGACUAUAGAACCAGCUAUAAUGCUUCCCAUUAUGGUAAAUGGACGUACCAUUGAGUUUGAGCUGGAUACGGGCGCCUCGGUGUCGAUAAUCGACGAGGCAACAUGGUCGAAGAUAGGUAAGCCAGAAAUGAAACCGACCAAGUUGGAAGCGACGGCUUACAAUAACAGCCCUAUCAGUUUUGAAGGUAGAUGUAGAGUGGAGUUACAGUUCAAAGGACGUGUUAUUGUAAUGGAAGUUUAUGUGCUACGCACAGCUAGCCACCCAUUGUGUGGCCGGGAUAUGAUUAGGGGAUUACAAAUAGACUGUGGACCCCACGUAAAAAACAUGGAGGAGAAGUCGUCCUAUACUAAAGAGCAGUUACGGGAAAAAAUAAAAGUUCUAUUAGAAGAAAACCGAAUGUUGUUUGAGAAAGGUUUGGGAAGAUGUACUACUGCAAAAGUAGCGCUAAAGUUGAAGCGAGGGCUAGAGAAACCCAAAUUUUGCAGAGUACGGCCAAUCCCGAUUGCGUUGAGACCCAAAGUGGAGGCUAAGUUGCAGGAGCUCAUGGAGAAUGAGUGGGCCACGCCGUUGGUGGUGGUCCCUAAACCAGGAGGAAAGAUAAGACUUUGCGGAGAUUAUAAAGUAACGGUAAAUCCUCAAUUGGAUAUUAAUCAAUAUCCAUUGCCCAAACCGGAUGACUUGUUCCAUAUGCUAAACGGAGGGAAAAAGUUUUCGAAGAUGGACUUAUCAGAUGCAUAUAUGCAACUGGAAUUAGAACCGGAAUCUAAGAAAUAUACUGCCUGCGAAAUUUGUGCAACAUUUGGGAAUGAGAUGGUAAAGACGCCGUUGCACCCGUGGGAUGCCCCAGGAAAAGUAUGGCAAAGGUUACAUAUGGAUUUCGCGGAAACUACCGAUGGAAGGAGAUGGCUAGUGAUGGUGGACGCGAAGUCCAAGUGGCCCGAGGUGGUACAGAUGAAAAGUACCACGGUGGAGAGAACGAUAGAGAAAUUGAAAGAUAUUUUAGUAUGCAUGGGUUACCUGAACAGAUAG
Messenger RNA from Ostertagia ostertagi, 1536 nucleotides. NCBI's taxonomy places the organism in Eukaryota, Metazoa, Nematoda, Chromadorea, Rhabditida, Trichostrongylidae. The record is from the annotation of a GenBank genome assembly.